UGUUUCUUGAGCAUUUCUGUUUGCGUCGGCUAUUGACUGCUUAGCAGGAGUUCUAUGGAUUCGGCAACUGAAGCAUGACGACAUUGCGAAAGCUUGUGCAAGAAGCCGCUUAAGUUAUCGAGAUCGGAGCGAUACCCGUGUCUCGGCAUUGCGAUUGGCGCGCUUCUCCGGAAUAGGGAAAAGGGACAUCAUGAGUGCUCCCCCUCCUCGCAUCGCCCACGAUGUCGAAAAGUUGGGGCCACAGCAGACGAUGGAGUCGCGCCCUCAUGACGACGAUGACGCUCGCAUGAAGGAAGCCGUACACAGCGACGAAAAGGCGCUGCCGUCGUCUUCCUCGGACGACGACCCGCCGGGAAUCGUGGCGCAGGACACGGACCCGGACACGGAUGCUGGGCACGGGGCCGGCGCCGAUGCCAGCGGGAUCGUGGGCCGGGUGCUCAGUCGGGCCACAUCCAGGUCCAGUAUUGUACAAGGUCCGCCUCCCGAUGGGGGCGUCACCGCAUGGAUGGCGAUCUUCAGCGCCCAUCUGGUCAUUAUGAAUACCUGGGGCAUCGUCAACUCCUUCGGCGUCUUUCAAUCCUACUACACCACUCUUCUCGGCCGCCCGCCGUCGGACAUAGCCUGGAUCGGCUCCUUCGAGGUCUUCCUCCUCUUCUUCAUCAGCACCUUCAGCGGCCGCCUCACCGACGCAGGCUACUUCCGCCACCUAUUCAUCGCCGGUUUUCUCUUUGUCUUUCUCGGCAUGUUCGCCACCUCCUUCUGCUCGCAGUACUGGCAAUUAUUCCUCUCGCAGGGGAUCUGUCUAGGCCUCGGCAACGGCUUGCUCUUCUGCCCGGCACUAUCGACGGCGUCAACCUACUUUGACAAGAAGAGGGCCCUCGCUCUGGGGUUCGUGUCGAUUGGCAGCUCGACGGGAGGGCUGAUCUACCCCAGCAUGGUGAGGCAGCUGCUUCCGAGUAUCGGGUUCGGGUGGACGAUCCGCGCUAUCGCGUUCGUGCAGGCCGGCACGCUGGUCAUCAGCUUCAUCUUCCUGAAGCCGAGGGUCAAGCCCAGGAAAGCCGGCAGCAUCGUCGAGUGGGCUGCUUUCAAAGAGUUGGAGUACACUUUUUACGCCAUAGGAUCGUUCCUAAACUACCUAGGCGUCUUCUUCGCCUUCUACUACUUAGCCUCCUACACCCGCGACAUAAUAGGCCUCUCCUACAACGCCUCCCUCAACCUCCUCCUCGUCCUCAACGGCGUCGGCGUACCAGGCCGCAUCCUCCCCGGCUACAUCGCCGACCGCGUCGGCUCCAUAAACACCCUCAUCCCAAUGUCCCUCGCCUCCGGCAUCCUCAUGUACUGCUGGAUCGCCGUCUCCUCGACAGCGGGUCUCUACGUCUGGACCCCCUUUUACGGCCUCGUCGCCAGCGCGAUCCAGAGCCUGUUCCCCUCGGCGCUGAGCCAGCUAACGAGCGAUCCGCGGAAGCAGGGGACGCGGAUGGGCAUGACGUUUACGAUUGUGAGUUUCGCGGUGUUGACGGGUCCGCCGAUUGCUGGGGCGAUUAUUCAGGCCGAGGGAGGGAGGUAUGUGGGCGCGCAGGUGUAUGCAGGGUCGUGUUUGCUUGCUGGUAUGUGUUUCUGGUGUGCGGCGAAGAUGGUGAAGACGAAGAGGGCCGGGAUGGGGUUGAAGGUUUGGGUCAAGAUUCUCGGAUUUCGUGCAUAA
Colletotrichum scovillei is the source of this 1702-nucleotide messenger RNA. RefSeq names its product major facilitator superfamily transporter. Gene Ontology annotation, cellular component: fungal-type vacuole membrane. The record is from RefSeq and is a predicted model, not a curated record. NCBI's taxonomy places the organism in Eukaryota, Fungi, Ascomycota, Sordariomycetes, Glomerellales, Glomerellaceae. Bases 191 to 1702 code for a protein of 503 amino acids. Gene Ontology annotation, biological process: transmembrane transport. The transcript has 5 exons. Gene Ontology annotation, molecular function: transmembrane transporter activity.